GGAAACAAACCAGGCCGCUCAGCUGUAAUAGAGCAAAGUAUGGAGAAAUACGAGAAGGUUUUGUGUUUGGGCCGAGGAGGAGCGGCUGAAGUGUUCCUGAUGAGACACACAGAGAGCAAAAGGCUGCACGCAGUGAAGAGGGUAAAGGUCGAGGACUCGGGGAAAACCAAAACACAGAGGGCAAUUCUCCAGGAAGCAGAGAUCAUACGGACGUUGGAGAACCCUCACAUCGUGAAAUGCAGCGAUGUCUUUGUGAACUGCAGCGAUGGGUUCAUUUACAUCGUAAUGAACUACUGCGAUGGCGGAACGUUAGAUGACAAAGUUAAAGAGAGGAGACCAACUGAGUAUUUUGCAGAGAAAACCGUAAUGGGUUGGUUUGUACAGGUUACCGUAGCUGUGGAUUACAUACACAGGUCUAAAGUACUUCAUAGAGACAUAAAACCCUCCAAUGUGCUUCUCACAAAGGACGGGGUGGUGAAGUUAGGAGACUUUGGGAUAUCCAGAGUAUUAACCAGCACGACUGACAUGGCUUCCACGUGUGUUGGAACACCCAGCUACCUCAGCCCAGAGCUUUGCCAGGACGACCCAUACAGCUCGAAAUCGGACAUUUGGGCUCUCGGCUGUCUGCUCUACGAGAUCUGCACACUUCAACCUGCUUUUUCAGCCUCAAACCUUGUGAGUCUGUUCUACAAGAUCACCAAAGGGAAGUACAAUCCUGUGCCGAGCACUUUCUCAGAGAACAUUUCCUCUUUGAUCCAGCAAAUGCUCUGUUUGGACCCUGAAAUCAGGCCAAGUGCCGUUUGUAUACUUGACACUGCCUAUGUGCAAGAUCAUCUACUGUGCUUGAAAAACAAAGACUUUGGAGAGAGGUGUGAUAUGAUUAUGGAGGGAAAAGACACAGACAUCGAUGCAGAAGCAUGGCUGGGUGGUGACAGUCGCUUGCACUCAUGCAGAGAGAGAGAAGACCAAACAGGGACUAGUUCCAGUGAGGAAGAUGAAGAAGAUGCUUCAAGUGUUGGUGAGCAGAGUGGAUGUGACUGCCACUAUCCUGAAGACUUUGAUGAAAAGGAAUCUUUAUCUUCUCUCGAGGAGCAUGGUGAGACAGGGGAAUGCUCCACAUCUGCGGGAUCACGGAGGAACGUAUCUGAUGAGCCUAUCGACACUCCCGAAGAGCAAGUGGAGUAUCCAGAUGACUUUGAGGAAGAUGAUGAGGAAGAUUAUGAAGAUACAGCAGCCUCAGUUCACGUGACUGCUGUUCAACAUCCGCAAGAAAUAAACGAUGAUGCACUGGAGGAGGAAUUCCAGCUCUGUGAUGCUGGAGGAAUGACAGUCACACUAAAAGCCUUGAGGAAUGAUCGAGGGGAAAACAGCGUAUCACAAUGAACUGAGUGAAAUAACAACAUGUCAAUAAUUGGAAGUGUGGAACAUCAGUCCCUUUUCUUUUUAUAGUGUUUUUAUUCACUUGUCAAAAGUUCUUGACCUCACAAAGAAACAAAAGUAUAUGGAGGAUCAAGAUGUGACCUUCUUCAGUACAGGAACACUGAACCUUGAACAUCUUUUGACCAAGUGCACUGGAGAUAAGGCAGGCUGUGUUGAAGAAUAACACAAGAACAAUCUGUCUUCUGUGAUGUUUUCUGGAUGAGGCAUUUUGAAGCACCCUCAUAGAUGAAUGAGAAUGGACACAUGGGGGAUAGACCAAAAAAAA
Messenger RNA from Thalassophryne amazonica, 1705 nucleotides. RefSeq names its product NIMA-related kinase 12 (gene nek12). NCBI's taxonomy places the organism in Eukaryota, Metazoa, Chordata, Actinopteri, Batrachoidiformes, Batrachoididae. Bases 40 to 1383 code for a protein of 447 amino acids. The record is from RefSeq and is a predicted model, not a curated record. The transcript is spliced from 2 exons. Gene Ontology annotation, molecular function: ATP binding; protein kinase activity. Gene Ontology annotation, biological process: protein phosphorylation.